Molecule: messenger RNA, 1740 nt
Organism: Penicillium olsonii
Lineage: Eukaryota; Fungi; Ascomycota; Eurotiomycetes; Eurotiales; Aspergillaceae
Source: the annotation of a GenBank genome assembly
AUGCAGCCUCGGCCAGACUGCCAGACCAUGCUAAUACUGCGGAUUGACCUUAGAAUUCAUAACAUCGAUUUUCUCCAGAGUUACUUCUGGCGCAAUGCCGGCUUUGGGGUGAUACACGAUAUCCCCAACCUGGGCCGAUACGCCGGCCGAUACGACCCGACCGUGAUACCUGUCGAGAGCGCGAAGGCGGGCUCAGCGGCAUCGAUAACAUCUGCCACCGUGUCGCGCAGAAAAGGCAGCCAGGGAUACUACACAUCUGCGGAUUACCAUGCGCUCUACUUGACAGGGGAACUGACCCCGAUCGUCGUCGCCGAGACAUUGCUGCCCAUGAUCCGUCGCGACUCCCGGCCUCCCGGAAGACACUCCACUGCCUUCCUCGAAUCCCAGGCUGAGGCGAUUCACGCAGCAGCACAAGCCUCUACCGAUCGAUACAAGGCCGGCAAGCCGUUGGGGCCACUGGAUGGUGUCCCUGUCGCAGUUAAAGACGAGGUGGAUCUCACGGGCUACAAACGCACUCUAGGAACGAAGCUGGACUUCAAGCAUGAGUCCGGCGGGACCUCAUGGUGUGUGAAGCAGUGGAUUGAUGCGGGAGCUAUAAUCAUCGGGAAGACCAGCAUGCACGAGCUGGGCCUAGACACGAACAACAACAACCCCAACUACGGAACACCCAAAAAUCCCCACAAUAAGGAGUACUAUUGCGGAGGCUCUUCUGGUGGAUCUGGAUAUGCUGUUGGAGCUGGCCUCGUGCCAUUUGCCCUUGGUGCUGAUGGUGGUGGUUCCAUUCGCAUCCCAUCGUCCUUCUGUGGUAUUUGGGGGUUGAAGCCUUCCCAUGGGCGAGUGUCCGGGGCGCCAUCUCAAAGCUUAGCACCGACUGUGGGUGUACUCGGGCCAAUGGCUUCAAGUAUUGAUGAUCUCGCAUUGGCAUAUCGCACCAUGGCUGCCCCUGCACCAGCGUCAGAAGACCCCAUUUCAUCGCAGUUCCCUUAUCCUCAGCUCCCUCAGCCAGACACCAAGAGGACGAAGACAAUUGGAGUGGUCCGCGACUGGAUCGAUCGAGCUGAAGCUCCUGUGCGUGCCGUGUUUGACAGAGCUCUGGAUUACUACCGCGGGGAAGGCUACAACGUCAUCGAUAUCAAAAUUCCCUACCUUGUUGAAGGUCAGCGCGCUCACGUCCUGACUAUCAUGGCAGAGAUUGCAUCCGGUGUUGAUGCGAGUAAGAUCAAUCAACUCACCGCACCAAAUAAAGUGCUGGUUUCAUUGGGGAUGUGGCAGAUCACCGCACAAGACUUGCUCGCUGCCCAGAGGCUGCGGAAUCUUCUCAUGACACAUCUAGCUCAUCUUUUCAAAACCCACCCCGGACUCCAGAUUGUCUCGCCUACUACUCCGAUCCCUGGGUGGCACAUUGACGGUGGUGAAUCAGAUCUCUCCUAUGGCUUGUCUGACGGCAAGGCUUCCGUUCGGAACAUGGAGUAUGUCUGGUUGGCCAACUUUACUGGAUGCCCUGCCAUUAGCUGUCCUGCGGGAUACGCCGACAGUGGUGUCCCCAUUGGUGUUAUGGCUAUGGGUGAAUGGGGCACAGAAGAGGGUUUAAUUGCCUUUGCGCGGGAUGGUGAGGCUAUCUUGGAUCUACCUGGUGCUCGUCCUCCUGUCGAGGGUGCAGCUGCUUCGGCGGCUACGGGUCUCCGUGUUCCCUCUGAUGAUCUUGCUAUCUGGGAAGAUAUCAUUGCGCAGUCAAAGUAG